AUGGAGACAUGGGUAUCACAAGAUAUUUCGGCUGCGCGUUAUCGGCGUGUUGCGUCAGUUGAUCUUGAGGGCGCUAUCUUCUUCCGCUCCCUGAUUGGUGCAGUGUUGGUACCUAAAAAGCCCAAAGGGCAAGCUGAAGUUUGUCGUAUCUGUUUUAAGCAGGGACGAACCCAUACAAUAGCAAUAUCGUCCUCAGUUGAUCCUCAAUUCACCGCCUCCGUUAUUGCUCCAAAUACCAACAUGGCAAACUGCAUAUACCAAUACUCCGUGCUGGGAGCGCUCAUGGACGGCAUCUGUCAAGAUGGAACCACGGCGCAAAACAUUCUCAAACAUGGUGACCAUGGCAUCGGCACCAUGCGCGGUCUCAACGGCGAACUAGUGAUCAUCGACGGGGUGGCAUAUCACUUCCCAGCGGACGGACCCCUACGCCCUGUCGAAGACGCGGAUAUAAUUCCAUACGCAAUGGCUACUAAGUUCCAGCCCACGCUGACCAGCCAUGUUCCCUGCACCUCCAUGUCGUCUCUAUUCGACACGCUGUCACCUGUAUUUCCGGGUGAGCAGAACGUCUUCCUCUCGAUUCGACUCGUUGCCUCCUUCUCGCGGGUCGUCUUUCGCGUGAUUCCAGCCCAGUCAAACCCACGGGAAACCCUUUUAGAUCUGGCGAAAAGGCAGGAGAUCCGAGAAUGCAGACAUAUACAGGGCACGCUGUUCGGAUUUUGGUCACCCAAGUAUACCAGUGGGCUUAGCGUACCGGGAUUCCACCUGCAUUUGCUGUCCACGGAUCGUACUUUGGGCGGCCAUGUUAUGGAUUUUGAUGCAGAGGAUGGGCAGCUGGGUGCAGCAGUGGUGAGAAAUUAUCAGGUGGAACUUCCUGAUUCGGAGGAAUUUCGCGAGGCACCCUUGAACUGCGUGAAGGAGCAAGAGCUGCACACUGCUGAGGGAGUCCCCACUUCUCACUAA
Aspergillus niger is the source of this 960-nucleotide messenger RNA. RefSeq lists its product as uncharacterized. Gene Ontology annotation, molecular function: acetolactate decarboxylase activity. NCBI's taxonomy places the organism in Eukaryota, Fungi, Ascomycota, Eurotiomycetes, Eurotiales, Aspergillaceae. Gene Ontology annotation, biological process: acetoin biosynthetic process. The coding region runs from base 1 to 960 and encodes 319 amino acids. The transcript is spliced from 2 exons. The record is from RefSeq and is a predicted model, not a curated record.